CGAUGACCGAGCCACCGAUCCCUUCUCAAGCGUGGCCAGCGGCCUGGAGGAGAUCUCGCCCUUUUGGAGCGGAGAACCCGGGUCCCUCCUCUACCUGUAACUACCAGCAGUGCGUCCCAUGGCCCGCUAAUAAUGACAGACUACAGCGAGGAGCAGCGUAACGAGCUGGAGGCUCUGGAGUCCAUCUAUGCGGAUUCGUUCACUGUGUUAUCCACAUCUCCAGCAAGUUUCUCCAUUACUGUAUCCUCAGAAGCAGGAGAAGAAGAUGAGAAUGUACAAGUCACUCUCAAGUUCACAUAUGUAGCAUCCUACCCAGAUAAAGCUCCUCUAUAUGAAAUAGCCGCACAAGAGAAUCUUGAAGAUGGUGAUGCUUCAGAUUUAUUAAGUCUGCUGGAGCAGCAAGCUGAAGAAAACCUUGGAAUGGUUAUGAUAUUCACUUUAGUAUCUGCAGUUCAAGAAAGAUUAAAUGAAAUAGUAGACCUAAUAAAAAACAGACAAGAAGAGGAGAAAUUAAAGAAGGAAAAAGAAGCUGAAGAAGCUGAAAAGGUGUGUUUCCAUGGAACUGUUGUAACAAUUGAAAACUUUCUCAGCUGGAAAGCUAAAUUUGAGGCAGAAGAAGCAGAAAUGAAAAGAAAAAAACAAAAGGAAGAUGAGCAAUCGGGAAAAAAUAAAUUAACUGGAAAGCAGUUAUUUGAACGGGAUCAUAACUUGGAUACAUCUGACAUCAAGUUUCUUGAAGAAGCUGGCAACAACGUUGAAGUCGACGAAUCUUUAUUCCAAGAUUUGGAUGAUUUAGAAUUGAAUGAUGAUGAAGAUGAUCCAGAUUAUAAUCCCCUCGAUCUAGAAAGUGACUAGAUGGCUAUCCUGUAACUCAGGAGACUGGCAGUUCACAGUAUCUGUGGCUAACAUGUGCAUGUACAUCCACUGCUGUUAUAACUUUUUUUUUUUUAAGUCAUGUUUUAAUUUUCGGGAGAAUACUCUUCUGACGACUUCCAAUUUUUGACGCCUAAUAAAAUUGACUUAAAAAAUGGUUUGUGCUAAAAAACUGUUUAUAUUCAUGGAUUUUUCCCUGCAAUUAUGUUUUUAUUUACUUUUCUCCUUUUAAAAAGACAGUCAAGUCAAAACGUUUGUUUCAGAUAGAUUAUUUAAUUUUAAACCGCUUUCUAAUUUUUCUUCUAGUAUCAGAUUUGCUUUUUUCUCUUGAAAUUCUUUGUUGAAGACUUAACCUAUGUAGGCUGAUAGGAGCUUAGGAGGGUGCACGUCAAUAACAGUCUAUGGCAGCAGUGUUUGCAACGAUGUAUAACAUUGCUAUAAACAAUGUUGCAAACACUGCUGCCAGAUGCAGCUUCCCCCACCCGGAGAUCCUCUCUUCACACGUCAGCAAUGACUAAUCCGGCUUCCUCCAAUCGAGGCAUGACCUCAGGCAAUGUUACCUCGGGGGGGAAGCCGUUAUUGGAGGAAGCCGGAUUAGUCAUUGCUGACGUGUGAUGAGAGGAUCUCCGGGCGGAGGAAGCUGCUCCGGCUGUGAAGAGAAGAAAGCUAAGUUUUUAAACAAAACGGCUGCUUUAUAAACUUUGAUGAAUAAAAAUGUCCCUGUUUUUAAUAGUAUUUUUAAAAACAGGGCUUUCAUUCAUCAAAGUUUACCUUCCCUUUAAGACACAUGCAUGCUCCUGAGCUCACCUAGGAUUACUCUAACAAAGGUUACCAAGAGUUGUUUAAAAUGUCAUUCUCUAUCCUAUCCAUUUAAGUUUAAUUUUGACUUUACUGUCCCUUUACCAUUUACAAGAGCAAAUAAUGUUUUCCUGUUAAUGUAGUUAAUAAUACAAUAAAUACUGCAGACACCAUGAUAAUUAGUCUUUUAAAAACUGCGGCCACAAAUGUGCUAAACUUUUAGUGUUUGGUCAGUUAUGGUUUGUGAAUAUCUUUAUUACUUAUAAUUUGCAUAUAUUUUGAAUUGUUUCUAUAAAGGUAAAAAAACUACA
Bombina bombina (fire-bellied toad) is the source of this 1982-nucleotide messenger RNA. RefSeq names its product RWD domain containing 1 (gene RWDD1). The transcript is spliced from 7 exons. NCBI's taxonomy places the organism in Eukaryota, Metazoa, Chordata, Amphibia, Anura, Bombinatoridae. Bases 133 to 855 code for a protein of 240 amino acids. Gene Ontology annotation, molecular function: protein binding. Gene Ontology annotation, biological process: cytoplasmic translation. The record is from RefSeq and is a predicted model, not a curated record.